UUUUAAUUUAAAUUAUAGAAUGCCUGUCAGUCUCUUCCAACCACUACAAUAUUUACCAAGCAUAGACUCCCCAUUGAGCGACAAAUUGGAAGCUUUGUGUGCCCAAGUAUUGGAGGAAAUUCGUUCAAACCAACUUAAAGUCCCCGAUGUUGAAUUUUUUGAUCCUAAAGCAGACAAAUAUGCUUUGUAUCGACAUGUUUAUUUAUUUGCUUGUCAAGUGAUUUUUGAACGAUUUACUAAUAAUGAAUGGGCGUUGUUGAAAAAUUCAGCAGAAUUAAAAGAAAAAAUUAGCAAUAUAUUUGCCCAUUAUUACUUUAACAAAAUAAUUGUAACCGAAGCAGAAUGUUUUGAAGAUUUUUUAGAAGCUUUGGAUGCUUCCAUGCAUGUACAGUUUCCUGCUUUGCGCAGGGAAUGUGAAAGAUAUAUUUGUGGUGAAGUUAUUGCUGAAUCAACAGAUUUGUCUUUGGCUAAGAAAAUGCUUGUUUUGGCUGCUAGGUUUAACCUGCCUGUUUUAAAAAUGGUAUCUUUUGGUGUUAUAGUCGAUCGUCUUUUGUUGUUACAAGAUGGAAACACUCAAAAUAACAAUAGUAAUUCAAAUUCUCUUACAAAUAUAUCAGAUGAAAUUACUGAAAAUAUUUCAAAUCGAAAAUUCGGGCGUGGAAGUCAAGAUAGCGGUAAUAUGACUCUUGAAAGUAGUAUGGAUGAAAUACGUGAAGAAUUGCUUGAAAUUGCUGAAAAAAUAAAUCACGUAGAUCACAGCAACAACCAUCACCUGUUCCAUUCAUCCUCUGAUAAUAUAGAAAAUUCAAAAAGUCAUCAAAAUCAGCAACAAAAACAAUUAAAAUUUCGUCGGCAACACAGUAACAGUUUGUGUAGUCCAACCUCCCCAACAAACCCCCAAUUUCCAAAAAUAACAAAAUCCACAACGUUUUUGUCAAAUUCAGCUCUUUUGAAUGAUAAAGAUGAAGAGGAAGAAGAAGAUGAUGAGGAAGAUGAUGAUUCUGAUGAGUUUGAACCUGGAAAUGAAACACUUGUGGGGACUGUUGUUUCCCAACUUGAACAAAUGGCUAGAUAUAUAAGAAAGGUUUCUAUGCCUCCUGGGGCUAGUCCGGCGCCGUUAAGUGAAACAAUAAAUCAAAACAACAAUGAGGAUUUAAUUAUUCCUUCAUCCUCCUCUCCAUCAGUAAUGAACGAAACUAAUCAGAACAAUAAAAAUUUAAAUCAUCGUCGUUCUAGUUUAAUGACUUGCAGAGAAAUGUUGCUUCAACAAAAUUUAAAAGAAGAAGAAAAUUAUUUAAAUAAGGGAAUUGGGAAGGAAGAUAAUACUAGCAACUUUUUUAGUCAAUUAUAUGCUGGGACUAAAUUAAAUAAUAAUACAAUUGUAAAUUCUGAUUGUAAUUAUGUAGAUCAGAAUGAUGGGCAAUACAAAUGUGAAUCAGAAGUCAAUACCAAAAACAACAACAAUUUAUUUAAUAAAUUGCCACACUCUUCUAAAGUAAUAACUAUAAGUGAUAAAGUUGAUGUAAUAGAAGAUCCAUUUUCUAAUGAAGAAAUGAGAGGGAGAAAUGUUAAUUUUGAGGAGGAUAAUAAUUAA
Meloidogyne enterolobii is the source of this 1594-nucleotide messenger RNA. The record is from the annotation of a GenBank genome assembly. Lineage: Eukaryota; Metazoa; Nematoda; Chromadorea; Rhabditida; Meloidogynidae.